Oncorhynchus mykiss (rainbow trout) is the source of this 4073-nucleotide messenger RNA. The record is from RefSeq and is a predicted model, not a curated record. Lineage: Eukaryota; Metazoa; Chordata; Actinopteri; Salmoniformes; Salmonidae.
AGCUAUAAUAUUCGUUGCAAAAUGUUUACCGUUAAAACGUUUUUGCUACGACAUGGAUUAAUGAAUACAUCCCAGGGUGACAACGCCGAUGACUUUCUCUGAACAUGGCCGCUCAAGAUGAACUCAAUCAACUGGAGCGAGUUUUCUUGCGUUUGGGCCAUGCAGAGACUGACGACCAACUCCAGGACAUUAUAUCCAAGUUCCUGCCCCCGGUCCUCCUCAAGCUGUCCAGCGUGCAGGAGGGAGUCAGGAAGAAAGUGAUGGAGCUCCUGGUCCACCUGAACAAGAGGAUUAAGAGCAGACCUUUGAUCCAGCUACCAGUAGAGACCCUCCUGGUUCAGUACCAGGACCCUGCCGCAGCAUCCUUUGUUACGAAUUUCACCAUCAUUUACAUCAAGAUGGGAUACCCUCGACUGGAGGUGGGGAACCAGUGUGAGCUGGCACCUACUCUGCUGACUGCUAUGGAGGGCAAGCCUGAGCCCCAACAGGAUAGCUUGAUGCAUCUCCUGAUCCCGUCCUUGUAUCACAUGAAGUACCCAAAGGACUCUUCCAACACUUCCAAGAUGGCCUCUCCCUUCAUCCUGAUGGAGAAACCCAAGACGGUUCAGUUACUGCUGGAGUUCAUGUUGGACGUACUGCUGAUGCCCUACGGGUUUGUCCUGAACGAGCCUCCCACUCGCCCAGCUCCCUCGUCCCCUCAGGGUAGCUCUGGGGCAGCGGCGGCCGGACAGGGCCUCCCCCAGCCGCCUCCAGGGAUGAGCGUCUACGCUGCCAAGAGGGUCAUCGGAGAGGCCCAGUGGAGCCCAGAGCAGCUGGAACAGUGUAAACUCGGCAUAGUGAAGUUCAUCGAGGCAGAACAGGUACCGGAGGUGGAGACGGUCAUACACCUGGUGGUUGCCUCUAGCGACACAAGACACGGCGUUGCCACGGCCGCGGACCUGGAGCUCAAGAGCAAGCAGAGUAUUAUCGACUGGAACAACCCCCUGAUCGUCAACAGGAUGUACAAGGUCUACCUGGGAGACAUCCCCCUCAAAACUAAGGGGGCCAGUCUGAAGAGGGAGCUGAAACAUGAGCCGGUCAGCACCAGAGUCAAGAUGAAGAUCCUACCACAUCUCUUACGCUCACGCCUCGCCGCUGAGUGCUUCCCGGCUAACAUACAGGUGGUGUACGACGGUCUGUUUGGAGCCAACACCAACAACAAGCUGCUCUCUCUUACACUUCAGUUUGUUCACCACAUCUGUCAAGUAUGUCCUGACACCAACAAACCUCUGGGUCUGAUGCUGCUGAAUGGCCUCACCAAGCUCAUCAAUGAGUACAAGGAGGAUCCUAAGUUGCUGUGUAUGGCCUACUCUGCUGUGGGGAAACUGUCCAGCCGGAUGCCCCAACUCUUCACCAAAGAUAUCGCUCUGGUCCAGCAGUUCUUUGAGGCCAUGUGCAAGGAGGAGCCUGAUGUCCGUCUAGCCAUCCAGGAGGCACUGUCUAUGAUGGUGGGAGCCUACGCUAACCUACAGGGGGCGCUACUGAACCUGAUGGAAGCCCUGGUGGCAGCUUACAUGGGCAAGCCUGAGGUGCAGGUGCGUCAGGUGGCAAUGAAGUACGCCAGCACGGUAUUCGCUUCUGAUCACGUGCCCUCCAGAUACUUGCUCCUAUUGGCUGCUGGGGACCCGAGAGAAGAGGUUUGCAGCGAGGCCCAGCGUGUCCUGAGGGCUCUGCCUGCUAAGAACUCGGAGAAAGAGGGCCGUAAACCCAUGCCCUCAUUCCCUGACAUGGUGGCCUACAUCCAGGAGAAGGCUGCUCAGAGAAUGAAGACGCCGGCUAAGUACACCGUGGGGACGUACACGCUCCCCUUCAACCCUUCUGCGUUUGGCGAGAUCGUGCUGUACCUGCGGAUGUGUCUGGCCCACAGUGCCGGGGCCACGCCCGUCUCCAAGAGCCUGGCGGACAUGCAGGACGACGCGCCUGCCAUCGGACGCUACACGCACGCCCUGCUCUCCGACGGACCCCUGACCUCGCCGUCCUCCACUGGAACCAAGGGGGCAGAGGUCAACCCCGUGCAGGUCUACAUGGAGCUACUGCAGCAGCUGCUGUCUGCUGUAGGAGGAGUCCCUGUGAUGUACUGUCUUCUGGAGGUGGUGUCUGUCUGUCCUCACAACCUGGCCCCCAUGUUUAUCCACAAGAUCGACUGGAUCAAGAGUCUAAUGAACACCAACAAGGAGGACCUAAGGGAGCUAGCAGCUCAGCUCUACGCUGUGGUGGUGUCCACCAUGUCAGGAAACGAACUGAAGACUGCCGUUCAGACGCUCAUCAAGAUCACUAAAGAUACACACAGCCCCGAGACCCAGCACGGAGCCAUCAUGGCGCUGGGCUACAUGGUGGCCAGGUACAUGAGCAAGAGGAAGUCCUUCGCCAACGGAGACUCCGCCCUCAACCGGGAACAGAGGAUGAACGACACGCCCAAGGAGGACGAGGAGCUGGUCGCUAUAGCAACCAAAGCCAUCGGCUCUUUCCUAGACAGUGGUUCCCCCCUGCUCGCUGUCGCUGCCUGUACGGCCCUCGGGGAGAUCGGGAGGAACGGGCCUCUGCUCAUCCCUUCAGAAGGAGAGGGAUUCACCAAACUCGCCGUGGUGGAGAAGAUGCUGGCUCGCAUCCCCUCUGGGAAAGAGACCCUCAAGAUGAAGGAGAGAGCCAUCCAGACUCUGGGUUAUCUACCAGUGGGGGAUGGAGACUUUGCCCACCAGAAGAAGCUGCUGCAGGGGCUCAUGGACUCUGUGGAGGCCAAACAGGUAGAACUACAGUUUACAGUAGGUGAGGCCAUCACCAGUGCUGCUAUAGGGACCAGUUCUGGAGCUGCCAGGGACCCCUGGACCUGUACUGAGGAGCAAUACAGUCCCCCAGACAAUGUGGAGAGUAACGAUGUGGUUCCGUGGGUGCUGAACUCUAUCCUGGCUAAGUACAUCCCAAGUCAAAACCCCCACGUCAGACAGGCUGCCUGUAUAUGGCUGCUCUCUCUGGUGAAGAAGCUGCACCAGCACAAAGAGAUCAGGUCUCACCUGAAGGAGAUCCAGACGGCUUUCAUCUCCAUCCUGUCAGACCCUGAUGAGUUGAGUCAGGACGUGGCAUCUAAAGGUCUUGGUCUAGUCUAUGAGAUGGGAGGAGAGGGAGACCAGCAGGAACUGGUGUCUACACUGGUCGAAACACUGAUGACUGGCAAGAGGGUGAAGCAUGCCGUGUCGGAGGACACCGAGGUGUUCCAGGGAGAGGCUCUGGGGAAAGCACCGGACGGACACGGACUCUCCACCUACAAGGAGCUGUGCUCAUUGGCCAGUGACCUCAACCAACCGGAUCUGGUCUACAAGUUCAUGAACCUAGCCAAUCACCACGCCAUGUGGAAUUCCCGCAAGGGAGCAGCGUUUGGGUUCAACAUCAUAGCAGCGAAGGCAGGAGAGCAGCUCGCCCCCUACCUGCCCCAGCUGGUACCACGUCUGUACCGAUACCAGUUUGAUCCCAACCUGGGCAUCAGGACGGCCAUGACCUCCAUCUGGGAUGCUCUGGUCACUGACAAGAACAUGGUGGAUAAGUAUCUGAAGGAGAUCCUCCAGGAUGUGAUAUCUAACCUGACCAAUAACAUCUGGAGGGCCCGGGAGUCCGCCUGCCUCGCUCUCAACGACCUCAUCCGAGGACGCAACGCCGACGACCUCAUCGACCACCUGGAGGAGAUCUGGGAGACCCUGUUCAGGGUUCUGGACGACAUCAAGGAGUCUGUCAGGAAGGCUGCUGAUAUAACCCUCAAAACACUGAGUAAGGUGUGUACUAGGAUGUGUGAGUCGUCAGGUUUAGCAGCCCAGAGGACUGUAGCUGUUCUGUUACCAACCCUCCUGGAUAAAGGCAUUGUCAGCAACGUGCCUGAGGUCCGCUCUCUCAGUAUCCAGACCCUGGUGAAGGUGUCUAAGACAGCUGGUAAUAGGUUGAAGCCCCACGCCCCUCGUCUGAUCCCAGCACUCCUGGAGGCUCUCAGUGUCCUGGAGCCACAGGUCCUCAACUACCUCAGCCUCCGAGCCACGGAGCAGGAGAAG